AUGUGUUCCGAAGAAUCACAGGAGCAAAUUGUUACAUUACUCGCAACAUUCGUUCACUCAAAUGCAAAUAUGAUCGGAUCGGGAUGGCGUCCACUGUUCAGCACUCUGAAGGCAUUGCGCAUCGAAAGUCACAAUGGUACUGAUAAAAGCUUGAAGUGGGUUUGCAGACCUCGUUCCAGCCUUCUGUUUGCACGUAUCAUCAUUGUUACAGAUGCAGAUGCUGACAACGAUGAUCAGCUGAAGACCGUUUCUUCAGUGCAGGCCACUGUUCUAGACAUCUUUUCCGCAUAUCUCAAUAUCAGAAAUACCAAUGUUCUGCUGGCCACAUUCCUGGAUUAUAUCACCUGCGUUUUACAAUAUCUCCAAUCCACGGAACCUGAGGAAGAAGCGGCAGUCACGUCGACGAACAUAACGGUCGCAUCAACGGCUUUGCAAAAUUUGCUAAAAGUAGAAAGAAUGCUUCAUGAUUUGCUAAAUCGAGCCGAUACCGCUGAUCCACAUCUACUGCAAAGGCUAACAAUGCGGGAACGAGAUCAACAGUUUGUGGAACGACACACCGAUGCUUCGUUUUUGGUCGAACCUUUGUCAACUGUUCUUAUUGAAGAGCCAUUUUUUGACGUUGUACAGCCGAUUCUUCCAACUGAUUUGGAUCGUUUGUUGGAAGUACCACAGACAAAUUCACCAUGGGAAAAUUAUACAGCGCCAAUGCGAAGUUGUGUCGAGAUUUAUUUGUCGCUGCUUGAGGGCCUCACUGCUGUAACAUUCGUUUGUCCUGUACCGCUACAAUCAAAUCUUUUGCGAACAAUUGCCGAUUUGAUUGAAGCUCAAAUCAGUACUGAUUACGGUAGUGUUUUUUGGAUGAAUUUUGGUGCAUAUGGCUUGUCGGUUUUGGUCUUUCCAAUGCUACAGCGAUGGUUGCGAAAAGAAACAGCCGAACAUGAGAAUAAUCUUAAGCAAGCACUUGGCUUAUGUACUGAAAUUGUCAAACAAUAUGUGCUCCAUUCUGAAGCACUGUUUGACGCGCUGACACUGUUGACGGAAUGUGUUGCAUGUGCAUCGAAUCGUAUUGCACGACGUGGCUACGCAUGUCUACGAUUCUUGAUAAGAUCAACAAUUCAUAAAUUGACAAGGGAACGAUGGACAAUUGUGGUGCGUGCUUUAUGGAAUGCCACAAGUUUAACAUUGGCUCAUUUGCGGCUUCUGAUGCGCUACUAUGUUGUGGAUUCGGAGGAUCCAAAUGGUGAUGUUGGAGAUGUACGCAUAGCAGCUACUGAAAAUUCUAAAUUUUCUUGUGAAACAGUACUGUUAGCUCAGAAGGUAAUUUCAUCUUAA
Messenger RNA from Gongylonema pulchrum, 1332 nucleotides. The record is from the annotation of a GenBank genome assembly. Lineage: Eukaryota; Metazoa; Nematoda; Chromadorea; Rhabditida; Gongylonematidae.